Messenger RNA from Caenorhabditis angaria, 1070 nucleotides. The record is from the annotation of a GenBank genome assembly. NCBI's taxonomy places the organism in Eukaryota, Metazoa, Nematoda, Chromadorea, Rhabditida, Rhabditidae.
AUGGUCGCUUUCGGAUUCAACCAGGUUUGUGGAAUCAUUUUACUUUUAAAUGCUCUUCCUGGAUUACUUAUCAAUAUGUACGUGUUUUAUAAACUUGUCACAAGAACUGGUCAGUGGAACAGUUUUCUUAAAUUAUGUGUUACUAAAACUGUUCCAAAUAUGAUAGUUUGUUCAAUAUUUUUGUUUUGGGCAGUUCCUGUUUGUAUUUAGUGAGUUAUUUCCCGAAAAUUGUUCGUAAAUACCAUAUUUUUGUUAGUAAUCCGAAAUACAAAAAUAUUAAUCGCUACGUGAAUGCAACACUUGGUCAACUCGCUGCUUUUUUCGCUUACACACUGAGUCCUUUAACACAAAUCUGUAUGUCUUUCAACAGAUUUUAUGCUUUAUAUUUUCCAAUGCAAAGUAUGAAACAACAUCGAGUUCCAUUUACAAAUAUUGCGAUUGUUGUUAUUUCAUUGAUGGCAUCAUCCUGGACAAUUUAUGCAUUACCUGGAAUGCCAUGGCUUCCGGGUAAAUGUGGUUAUGUUUUCGACCCAGCAAUCGUUUCCUGGAGACCAGAAACUGACGAUUGUGCAUAUGCAAUCGCGGAUAAUAUGAUUUUUCUGAUCUUUUGCUUCUCGGUAACAUCAAACUGUUUUAACUUUGUUACUUUCGUGAAACUUUUGAUGAAUCAAGUUGUUGGAAUGAGUUCAGAAGAAAAUUCGAGAAGACGAAGAAAAAGGACAAUUAUGUAUGUACAAAGUGUUCUUCAAGACACAAUUCACGUAAUUGACAGUUUGAAUGCAACUUAUGUUUGGACAUGGAGAGAUGAAUUGUGGUAUCAAUUCAUAUUUUUGUCCAUAAGUUUUGUGUUUAUCUACGCAUUGGAUGGGUAAAUUUGAAAACACGAGAUAAAUAUGAAAAAAAGUUUAAUUUUCAGUUUUAUUAUGUUUGCAUUCAACUCAGAAAUGCAUCCAGCAUGGUUGAAAAAUCGACAAGGAAAAACAAUCUUUGUUUUUGCUCGAUCAAAUGCGAGCAAUCGUUCUCAAACAUCAGUAGUUGUGAAUUCAAACAUUGCACGCGUGGGAAAUUGA